Dendronephthya gigantea is the source of this 1152-nucleotide messenger RNA. Its product is annotated as homeobox protein Hox-C6-like. The record is from RefSeq and is a predicted model, not a curated record. Gene Ontology annotation, molecular function: DNA-binding transcription factor activity, RNA polymerase II-specific; DNA binding. Lineage: Eukaryota; Metazoa; Cnidaria; Anthozoa; Malacalcyonacea; Nephtheidae. The transcript is spliced from 3 exons. Gene Ontology annotation, biological process: regulation of DNA-templated transcription. The coding region runs from base 281 to 808 and encodes 175 amino acids.
ACCGCGAUUUAUUCCGCUUAAUUAACUUUGCGCGUUCGGCGCAUGCAAUCCUGAAGCCUUGCGUGCCUUAUGCUAAAUAACAUCUCGAGAUUGCUUUGCAGUAUUCUCAACUGUGUAGUCUGUGUUAAUCUAAAGAACAGUUUCAUUAUUGGUUUGUUUGUUGGGAGAACUAAAGAAGCGAAGGUGAAUACGUCUAACCAAGUUAGUAAUCAAAUCUGUCAAGAAGGAAUUUAAACGAACCGCAAGGUACAACUAACCAGUGUCCAUUUACUAUCAGAGGAUGAGCUUCAAUAAUUUUCAACCAACUUGGUUUUCUUAUCAAGCUCAGAUCAGCGAAGACAUGAGCAGUAAAAGUCUUAUGGUCGGUCCAGAUUCCGCAACAAGUCCGUUUAUAGACCUUCAAGCUGUUGGAAGACAGACGAACUUGGGUCAAUGCUUAGGAAAUUACUCUAAUGAAAAAGGAGUAGUUUAUCCGCAGUGUGAGAUGGAAAAGUCGAACCAAGAACCAAUGAUAUGCUUAACGGAAUGUAGCACUCAUACAAAUGAUCCUAACCAGCUAAAGCAAGAUUCACCUCGAAAACGUUACAGAACGACAUUUUCUCCCUCGCAACUGAAACGUUUGGAAGGAGAAUUCAGCUGUAAUAUGUACGUUGUUGGUUUGAAACGACUGCGGUUGGCUCAAGAGUUGAAACUUGAAGAACGGCACAUCAAAAUCUGGUUCCAAAACAGAAGGAUGAAGUACAAACGAGAUCAGAGAUUGAACGAAAGAAAUGCAGGUUUGGCGUUUCAGAAUUAUUGCUUCUAUUGACCAAUUCUGGACACCAAGUUUGACAUUGCAAAAUUGGAACUAAGAUUUUGGAAAACUUAGUUGAACCUUGAUGCAAAUGAUUUUGACGACCCUUCAGUGGGAAAACGAUAUGGUCAAGAAUAUCGACAUUCAAGAAGACGUGUCUCACUGGUUCGAGACCAUCUCUGCAUCAGACUCGCAAUUUCUCGCGCAAUGGUAAAGGUCGAUCUUGUGUUGUGGCUGGUCCACACUCAAUUUAUUAUUAGACCUCAAAACUACGAUUCGUUUAAACCAUAUUCAUAUAUUUGUUUAUACUAUAUUUCAUUGAUCUAUACUAUACAUAUGUCAUACAAAAUUUUUGGAUU